This is a messenger RNA of Scomber japonicus (chub mackerel), 2845 nucleotides long. It is a transcript of the gene ptdss1b, whose product is annotated as phosphatidylserine synthase 1b. Lineage: Eukaryota; Metazoa; Chordata; Actinopteri; Scombriformes; Scombridae. The record is from RefSeq and is a predicted model, not a curated record. Gene Ontology annotation, molecular function: L-serine-phosphatidylethanolamine phosphatidyltransferase activity. The coding region runs from base 67 to 1494 and encodes 475 amino acids. The transcript has 13 exons. Gene Ontology annotation, biological process: phosphatidylserine biosynthetic process.
UCUUGUUUACGUGCUUUAACUUUAAUGGUUUAUAGUCGUUAAAAUUACUCUAGUAACAUUCAGACUAUGUCACACAACAGCCACAUGGCAGCAGCAGAGGGAUCGCGGACAUGGCGGAAGGAUGAAGCCGACUUUAAGUUACAUUUCCGAAUGAUAAACGAGCAACAAGUGGAGGACAUCAGCAUUGACUCCUUCUACAAGCCGCAUACCAUCUCUCUGCUGACGGCCACUGUGCUCAGCUUGAUGUACUUUGCUUUUACCAGGGAUGAUGAGCAUGCAGACAACAACCUCCGAGUUGGUCUACUGGUGGUUAUCUCCUUCUUCUUGGUCAUCAGUGUCCUGGCUUUUCCUAAUGGACCUUUUACCAGGCCACAUCCUGCAAUAUGGCGAAUGGUGUUUGGUCUCAGUGUGAUCUACUUCCUGUUUCUUGUCUUCCUCAUCUUCCUUAACUGGGACCAAGUGAAAACACUCAUGUACUGGGUAGACCCUAAUCUGCGCUAUGCUAAACGGGAAGCUGAUAUCAUGGCAUAUGCUGUCAACUGUACUGUGAUAACAUGGGAGCGUGUCCUAAGCCAUUUCGACAUCUUUGCAUUCGCCCACUUUGCAGGCUGGGCCAUGAAGGCUCUGCUGAUCCGCAGCUACGGACUCUGUUGGACCAUCAGCAUCACGUGGGAACUCACUGAGCUGUUUUUCAUGCACCUUCUGCCAAACUUUGCUGAGUGCUGGUGGGAUCAGGUGAUACUGGACAUACUGUUGUGUAAUGGAGGAGGCAUCUGGCUGGGUAUGACAGUGUGCCGCUUUUUGGAGAUGAGGACGUACCGCUGGGCCAGUAUCAAGGAGAUCCACACCACCACAGGGAAGAUAAAACGAGCCGUGCUCCAGUUCACACCAGCCAGUUGGACUUAUGUGCGCUGGUUCGACCCAAAGUCUUCUUUCCAGAGGCUGGCAGGCAUCUACCUCUUCAUGAUCCUGUGGCAGCUGACAGAGCUAAACACAUUCUUCCUCAAGCACAUAUUCGUCUUCCAGGCCUCUCAUCCUCUCAGCUGGUGUCGUAUCCUCCUUGUUGGAGUCAUUACUGCACCCACUGUACGACAAUACUAUGCGUACCUGACAGACACUCAGUGCAAACGAGUUGGCACACAGUGUUGGGUGUUUGGAGCCAUUGCUUUCCUGGAGGCUCUUGCUUGUGUGAAAUUCGGCCACGAUUUGUUUUCCAAGACACAAAUUCGCUCCGUACUCCUGUGGCUGCUCUGUCUGGCACUCAUCACACUUCUGUGUUUGUAUGGGAUGGUCUGGUUAGAGCAAAAAAAAAUGAAGAACGUUUAUAUGCAAAGUGAAGAUUGUGAUGACAGCAGUGUUGUUGACUCACAUGGUUUUGUGCCAGAUGGUGUUGCAGCUAAGAAGGAUUCCUCGAAAACUUCACAACCUGCAAAACGGAGGAAAGCCUCCGGGAAGAACAGAUUUGUGAAUGGCCAAGGAGGAAAAAGACAAUAAACAGCACAAAAGACUAUUCACAUUCCAACCCAGCAAGGGGAAUAUGCACUUAAUUUAGUAUUUUGACCCCUAGAGGGCAGAAAGCAGUCUUCAAAAGUGACCAGGCUUGAUCUACUACAUCAACUUAUCAAGUUCUUACAGCAAACAGAUCAAAGGAAAAACACAACGAGAAUGAGCAAAAAGACUCGCAAUAUGCAGACUAGAGUGUUGAUUCUCUUAUAUAGGCCAUCAACAGAAUUGAUUUGGUCAAAAAUAUAAAAUAAAAUAGAGUUUACUUAACAAUCUAAAAAGAAGAGUAUGCACUGGAUUUUUAAAGACACUGUGGCCUUAAUUUAUAUUGUAAGAACUAGCAUGCCUGCCUCAGCAUCAUCCUACAGCCAUUUUCUACCUACCUGUACUGAAUGCUGUUGGAUGCUUUGCACGAUGAGACAGCGAGAUAUGUUCAGUCAGGGUGUGCAGGCUCUGUGUACUAAGUCUAAAAGCUUUACUAGAAAACUAAAAAUCAAUGAUUGUUGUGUGUAUCAUUUUGUAUGUCAUUUGAGUUGGUGAUGGUUGGUUCUCCACUUUGUUGAUUUAAUAUAUUUGUUGUUUUUAUAUCAUAAUGGCCAAAAGUGACCACAUUCUGCACUUUUCUAUAAUAUAUAGUACAGUUUAAAGUACUGGUGUUUGUAAUUUUGGUAUUGCCAUGAAAGGAGAUGAUUUUUUCAACCAAGUGCACAUCUGCAGCUGUAGUACAAAUUACUUGUAGACUUUGAGCUUUCAUCUGUGUGAAUAUUGGAACUGUUGAAAUGUGUGUGGGGCGUGUGUGUUGUUGUCGUUUGGUGUUUUUUCUUUUGCAGUUGUGUAUAUAUGCGUGUGUGUUGGUGUGUUUGAAUUGGACAGAGAAGUAAGGGGUGUGUGACUGGUGUACCGACAAAAAAUACUGUGACAUUCAAUGCACUACUACUGUGGAGACGUUAAAUCACAGAGGAUAAUCAUUGAAGUGUUUUUAAAGUGAUCUAAAUAAAUAAUGUGGGGCAUUAAUGUAACUACAGUUACUGGUGUAGCUCUUAAUAUUAUUAAAUGAUGCUCCACAGUUUCAUAUUCAGCAUUAUGGUGUGUUUAUUUCUACUACGACCAGUGUUUUUAUAACCCAAUAUCUGUUUAUUGAAGUUGUUUGAAUGUGACAGGCUUUUGCACCAUCCUGCCUCAGUGAUCCCAGUCUUCAUGUGUUAGACUGACUACACUGUAUUUAAUAUUAGAUGUCUAAAAUCUAUAAUUUUGUAACCUGUGAUAAACUACUUAAUAUUACUGAUGUUUUAUUUUAUAUAGGUGGGUUUGCUUGUUUUGUACACAUAAUUAAAUGACUGCA